Molecule: messenger RNA, 12095 nt
Organism: Paramuricea clavata
Lineage: Eukaryota; Metazoa; Cnidaria; Anthozoa; Malacalcyonacea; Plexauridae
Source: the annotation of a GenBank genome assembly
UUACAGAUCUGAAUCCUGAAACAUCACCAGAUAAUUUAUUUGAUGUUCUAUCAUUAUGUAAUGAUGUGAAUGAUUCAUGGAAGGCAAUACUUGGUCAUUGUAUUGCUUUGAGGCGACCGCUCUUUGCCGUCCUUGCUGCCUGUUAUAAGGUAAUGUGAGAAUUCACCCAUUGAGCGUCAGCACUUUCUAGUUGUUUUUCUUUACGUGAAACAUGAUCCGAACCACCACCCUCUUGUAUGUUGUUUAACAGGAGGCGAAAGCAGUAGAUUGUAUAUGUGCAUGGCUUUGUUCUAUCCAUGAUAAAGAAAUAUUCCAUUCAGCAUUGGAAAACAUAUCAGGUAUGUGUACAUUAUCGUUUCCAGGGCUUCACGGCUGUCUGUGUUGGUAUGUGUGUUGAUACUAUUUGCUACUGUAGUUGACAAUAAAUUUCAAAUUGAAAAAAAAAAAGAUUUGAUACUACAGGUUUCCUCCUGUUGUAACGCUGUAUCAGUAAGGGAUGACCCUUUCGUGACCUCUAUAGGGAGUACAGUUUAGGACUAAUAGUGCUAUCCAAUGUAAAGUUAGUUUAGUUUUGUUUAGAUAUAUGUAGCAACAUACGAUACUGGACCUCUAGAGGGAACAGUUACAGUUUGGAACUGAUAGAGCUAUCCAGUAUGAAUAAAGUUAGUUUAGUUUAGGUUUCCUCCUGUGGUAACACUGGAUCAAUAAGAGAUUAUGUCCUAACUGGACCCCCAAGGAGAACAGUUUAGAACUUAUGGAGGUAUCCAGUAUAGAUAAAGUUAGUUUAGGUUUCCUCCUGUAGUAACACUGGAUCAAUAAGGGGUGAUAUCCUUACUGGAUCUCCAGGAAGAACAGUUUAGAACUGAUAGAGCUAUCCAGUAUGAAUAAAGUUUAGUUUUAAUGUUACAAAACCUGUCUUCUGUCUAGAUAUUCAAUGGCACAAAUGGACAUUGGACAAUCUUCUCACUCUUAUUCUAACAAUUUCCAAAUACGGCGGGGAGUACGUUCACAGUUUGACAAGAGCUUUUUAUUUAUUUGAUCCAGUGAGUAUUUUUUCCCAGUUGGUUCUUUCGAAUUGGAUGCGUUAUUGCCCAUUUUGUGUGUGUUUACACUAAGUAGGAUGAAUGAUCUGUGAUAUAAAUCAGGUCAAUAUUUUGUGUGUGUUUUACAGGACAAUAUGCUGCUUCCAUUCAUUCAAUUUUACGAAGUAUUUUCAAUCCAUAUGGACUUCGAAGCUGCUGGAACACAACUGUCUGACUUUGUCCAACGACAUAAAUCGGUAUGUGUAUUUUGUGAUUUCAUGGUAAUAUAUCACGCACAAGAACUAAUUUUAUUUAUACAGGAUAGCUCUAUCAGUUGUAAACUGUUCUCCCUAGAGGUCCAAUAAGGAUCAUCUCUUAUUGAUCCAGUGUUACUACAGGAGGAAACCUAAACUAAACUAACUUUACUUAUACUGGAUAGCUCUAUCAGUUCUGAACUGUUCUUCCUAGAGGUCCAGUAAGGAUCAUCUCUUAUUGAUCCAGUGUUACUACAGGAGGAAACCUAAACUAAACUAACUUUACUUAUACUGGAUAGCUCUAUCAGUUCUAAAGUGUUCUCCCUAGAGGUCCAGUAAGAACCAUAUCUUAUUGAUCCAGUGUUACUACAGGAGUAAACCUAAACUAAACUAACUUUAUUUAUACUGGAUAGCUCUAUCAGUUCUGAACUGUUCUCCCUAGAGGUCCAAUAAGGAUCAUCUCUUAUCGAUCCAGUGUUACUAAGAAGGAAACCUAAACUAACCUCAUUUAUACUGUAUAGCUCUAUCAGUUCUGAACUGUUCUCCCUAGAGGUCCAGUAACAGCUAUCCCUUAUUGAUCCAGUGUUACUACAGGAGGAAACCUAAGCUUGUUUUAUUUUGACUAUAUAUGGCCCUUUCAGUUCUAAACUGUUCUCCAUAGAGACCCAGCUAGUGCCAUCCCUAAUUGAUCCAGUACUACUACAGAAAUAAACCUAUAUAGAUAGCUCAUUUAGUUAGUACAAUUUUCUCUAUAAUAAAGGGCUUUCAAUUAUUGUCCCUUGCCCCCUUUUCAUACGAAGAUAGAAAAUGUAUGUAUUUAAACAGCAUGUAGUUAUCGUUCGUGUUGGUGGUGUAAAACGCGCAAGCCUCAUUUCGUUCUCCCAUUUUUCAGGUCUCAGUCAACGACAGCCUGAGACGACAGAUAGUUGUAGGAGAUUUAACUUGGUGUGAACGGGUGUCGAGUGGCGUGGUCCAGAAUAUGUUGCGGUCAUCUCAGACGAUGUAUAUGCAAGUACAGCUCUUGAAAUUAUUGUGUUAUAGUAAAUUUGGAAAUGGAUUUAGUAUAAUGGGUGAGUGUUUGAAGUUCUCCUUGUCUGGGAUGGAUCCAGCAUGAUCUGGUAGGGGAGUUCUGUCAUGUGUGCCGCCCACCCAUCAACAUACUGUAUUUGAAUUGUAAUUGUUGUUCACAGUUCGCUUAUCAUCAUGUUAUUACUCGAAUUACUGUAUCUCAUUUUGUUUCUAUUAUUUUUUUCUUUAUCAUGAAAAAUAACACCAUCCCCCUGCACCCCCUUUGCCCAGGGCUAGGGGAGUGCCCCCCCCAGUAUUCAUCCCUGCUCCUUGUAUUUUCAGGUAGUUGUAUCCCUUUACUGGGUGGCACUCCCCCUAGCUCUGGGCAGGGGGGUGUGCUAUUUUUCAUGAUAAAAAAAAAUAAUAGAGACAAAAUCAGAUACAGUAAUUUGAGCAUCUGUGUUAGUUAAGGCUGGUUUAUGAAGGAUUUGUAAGAAAUGUUUGAGAGAACUAAUUCAGUUUUUAACUGACUUCAUUGAAGUCGAACUGACUUAAUGUUAAACACUGAGUCAGUUACCUCAAGAAUCUGACAAAUCCUUCAUAAACCAGCAGGAAGAAUUUACAGAAAACUUAGAAUUCACCGAUGCAAAAUUCCUACUGUGAUCACAGAAAUUUUGAUAGUGUAAACCUGCCUUUAGUCAAUGUCCGAGUAAUUGAACACUUGAGCGGACAUUGUCAGACCCAGGGGAGAUUGUUAUAAUCCACACUGCUCGCAAACACGUACGAGUUACAUAGAAGACAUUCCCUUGCAGUUCCAGAUUUCAAGAAACUGUACAAGAUCUGUCAAAUUCUCGAAGAAGGUGCUGUGUUUGCUCAGUGUUUGGAUCUCGCAUCAGACCAGACGGAAGUGUCUAGGAUUAUGGAAGAGUUGAUGCAACGUCAACAGUUUACGCAAGCGAGGGAGUACGCCACGCUCGUAGGGAUAUCUAGUGAUAAAGUUAGCAUUAUGCAGGUAUGAUAGGAUAUCUAGUGAUAAGUUAGCAUUAUGCAGGUAUGAUAGGAUAUCUAGUGAUAAAGUUAGCAUUAUGCAGGUAUGAUAGGAUAUCUAGUGAUAAGUUAGCAUUAUGCAGGUAUGAUAGGAUAUCUAGUGAUAAAGUUAGCAUUAUGCAGGUAUGAUAGGAUAUCUAGUGAUAAGUUAGCAUUAUGCAGGUAUGAUAGGAUAUCUAGUGAUAAAGUUAGCAUUAUGCAGGUAUGAUAGGAUAUCUAGUGAUAAGUUAGCAUUAUGCAGGUAUGAUAGGAUAUCUAGUGAUAAAGUUAGCAUUAUGCAGGUAUGAUAGGAUAUCUAGUGAUAAGUUAGCAUUAUGCAGGUAUGAUAGGAUAUCUAGUGAUAAAGUUAGCAUUAUGCAGGUAUGAUAGGAUAUCUAGUGAUAAGUUAGCAUUAUGCAGGUAUGAUAGGAUAUCUAGUGAUAAAGUUAGCAUUAUGCAGGUAUGAUAGGAUAUCUAGUGAUAAGUUAGCAUUAUGCAGGUAUGAUAGGAUAUCUAGUGAUAAAGUUAGCAUUAUGCAGGUAUGAUAGGAUAUCUAGUGAUAAGUUAGCAUUAUGCAGGUAUGAUAGGAUAUCUAGUGAUAAAGUUAGCAUUAUGCAGGUAUGAUAGGAUAUCUAGUGAUAAGUUAGCAUUAUGCAGGUAUGAUAGGAUAUCUAGUGAUAAAGUUAGCAUUAUGCAGGUAUGAUAGGAUAUCCAGUGAUAAAGUUAGCAUUAUGCAGGUAUGAUAUACACAGUUUGUCAACAAGAUGUGUUCGCACUGUUUCUGCCUAGUUGUUGACAAGUCUGGAACGACUCUGGGCGAACUCCAUUUUCAAAAGCCAUGAGAACUCCGUUUUCAGAUGCCAAAACAACGUUUUCAAAAGCCAGAACGUCCUUUUCAAAUGCCAAAACUCCAUUUUCAAAUGCCAAAACGCCGUUUUCAAAUGUCAGAACUCAAUUUUCAAAUGCCACAACUCGGUUUUCAAAUGCCAGAACUCCCUUUUCAAAUGCCAAAACUCCGUUUUCAAAUGUCAGAACUCAGUUUUCAAAUGUCAGAACUUCGUUUUCAAAAGCCAGAACUCCAUUUUCAAAUGCCAAAACUCCGUUUUCAAAUGCCAGAACUCAGUUUUAAAAUGUCAGAACUUUGUUUUCAAAAGCCAGAACUCCAUUUUCAAAUGCCAAAACUCCGUUUUCAAAUGCCAGAACUCAGUUUUCAAAUGCCAGAACUUAGUUUUCAAAUGCCAGAACUCCCUUUUCAAAUGCCAAAACGCCGUUUUCAAAUGCCAGAACUCAGUUUUAAAAUGCCAAAACAACGUUUUCAAAUGCCAGAACGUCCUUUUCAAAUGCCAAAACGCCGUUUUCAAAUGCCAAAACUCAGUUUUCAAAUGCCAAAACCCAGUUUUCAAAUGCCAAAACCCAGUUUUCAAAUGCCAAAACUCAGUUUUCAAAUGCCAAAACUCCGUUUUCAAAUGCCAGAACUCAGUUUUCAAAUGCCAGAACUCGGUUUUCAAAUGCCAAAACAACGUUGUUAUAAUCUUGUAACAAGGUUGAUGAGGCCAAUAGACUCGCGACAAGUUUGUUUCAACAAAUCUGAUAUUGUCUGCACGUAACAAAUUGUUAACAAGUUGAUGAGAACAAGGCUCGUAGCAAUUUUUACGAACAGCCUGCAUUGGUCUUAUUGGAACAACUUGCGGCAAGUCUGUUAAUUCUGUAUUUCUGUUCCUAUUCUCUUCCGCAGAUUAUUCAUAAGAAGGAAAACAUUCAAGCUUCGCGACUCUGGGAGAAUGAACGAGAGCGCGUUGCAUUUUGGGAAAAUUGUGAUCGAUAUUUUGAGGAAGAAGAGUGUACUACUGCUGGCCAAUUCUUUGAGGUGAUUAAUGUCGCUCGUGUUCAUUUCGCAAUCAAAUUCAAGCUGAACGAAUGAGAGGGUCAUGACCCUUGCUAGACGUUUAGAACAGUUUAGAACUGGUAGAGCUACCCCUAUGUCUAUUUUAAUCAGUUUGAAAUAAUUUGAUUUCCAUGCUUUAUUUUUUCAGGACGAAGCUUGUCGUAGUUUUGUGUCAAACCGCGAGAAAGCGACAUUAUUAUGCUUUGCAGUAAAAUGGUUCUCAGGAAAACGCCUGAGGGGUGAAGCUGUGACGAAGUCGUCAGACGAGCUGGCUGGGCUGGAGAGUCAAAUGUGGUUGUGCAUUAUUAACGACAGGAUACAUUCAACUGACGAGGUAGGCUCAGUAGCUCGAGCCGAAGGUGAGAGUUUGUAUAUCCGCGAUACAACACGUACGCGAAUGUUGUAAAUGGUUUGUGAAACGUCUUGAUGCGAACAUUCGUAUUCUUCAACAAUUUAAAAUAAAUGAAUGAUAUUUGGUGAGAAAAUUAAACUUAAAGUUUAUGUAAAUCAGCAUGAUUUUGUAUCAGAUAUACAAACUCCUUCACGCUCAUGAUUUCUUUUGUGUUUUCUUCGUGAAUUAUUAAUGAGUUCCACAAAUUUUGUUGAAACAGGUAAAGUCGAAGACAGCCAUUCAUAAGUUCACAUGCUGCGAGAGUGAUUCUGACUUGGUUCAAGAACGAAUCGUUACGGUUGAUGAGGGUUUCUCUCACCUCAUUAAAGAUGAGCAGGUGCGUUGAAUUACUCUGAGUGGGAGACAUACAAGUACUUUUAAAAUAUAAACAGAACUUAACGUUUUGAACGUCGCCACCCCACAGCUGUUUCUUAUCGUUGCUACCUUCACUGGCACCAACCGAUCUCGUUAAAUUACUGGAUACCUUGUGUUGUCCACCUUGUGACAUUCUUGUUACAUCACGACUGUAUCAGACUUGUUAGAACAACCUUGUAACAAGCUUAUCAACUUGUUCCAAACUUGUUACAACAACUGGGAACAAGCUGUGCGAACACAACUUGUCUACAACUUGUGAACAGAUUUGUAACAACUUGUUUGCAGACCUGUAACAACUUAUUCGUUUUUACGUGUGUAGAUGCGCGAUGUGUUUAAAGACAUUCUAGGGGAGUUGCUGGAUCAAGGACAGAUCACACAAGCACGAAGGUUAUCGCAACUCUUUGGUGUCUCGACUUCAGACCUUGACAUUGUAUUGGUGAGAAUAUUCUUUUUAUCCAUUGUGUGAUUUUUGGGCGGUGACUAAAAAAGGUUAUAUUUAUGUGCGUUCUAAAGAGGGUUGAUCGUAAUUUAUAACCAAUAAAGGAUAGCUCUGAACCUCUAGAAGAACAGUUUAGAAAUGAUAGAUGUAUCCAAUCUAAAUAAAGUUAUUUUAUUUUGUUUUGUCUUGAAGUAACACUAGAGCAAUAAAGAAUGGGCCUUUUUGGAACUCUAGAAAAAAACAGAGCAAUCCAGCUAAAUAGAAUUAGUUUAGUUAUGUAGGAUCGUGUGAUCAAGAAAAUUAGUUAAGGCUGGUUUAUAUUAUAUUAUCAAAGUUUCUGUGUUUUCACAGCAGAAAUUUUGCAUAGAUAAAUUCUAAGUUUUGAAGGAUUUGUAAGAAAUGUUUGAGGGAAUGACUCGGUAAACAAUACUGAGUGAGUUCCCUCAAACAUUUCUUACAAAUUCUUCAAAACUUAGAAUUUACCCAUUCAAAAUUCCUACUGUGAUUACAGAAACUUUUUAUAGUGUAAACCAAUCUUUAGUUCAAAGAUGAGAAAUAAUAUAUUAUUUUAACCUGUUUUAGACAUGCAUCUUUCUGGCACAAGAAAUUCUUAACCCAGACUCGUUAGAUGAGGAGAUCAAAGCUCUGUUAGUUCGCGAAGACAAACCAACGCUUUCCAACAGUUUGAGAUCAAGUGAGGAUACUUUCCUUGGCAGCCUAUGUCAAAGUAUACAGUCAGGUCACGCUGAUACGAUUGGCUCAUAUGACGGCAUGUCGUCGUGGACAGUGAUUAGUGAUAAUUUAGCAGCCAUGGAAAAUCUCGCGCAAUCUUGUGUUUCGGGAAGGAUUUGUUGUUCCAGGGUGAUUGUUGGUUAUAAAAUUUGUCAGGUAAGAGAAGCUUUUUCUUGGGCGUGUUUUUCUAACUUUAUUUAUACUGGAUUGCUGUAUCUGUUCUGAACUGUCCUCCCUAGAAGUCAGUAAGGAUCAUCUCUUAUUGAUCCAGUGUUACUACAGGAGGAAACCUAAACUAAACUAACUUUAUUUAUACUGGAUUGCUGUAUCUGUUCUAAACUGUUCUCCCUAGAGGUCCAGUAAGGAUCAUCUCUUAUUGAUCCAGUGUUACUACAGGAGGAAAACUAAACUAACUUUAUUUAUACUGGAUAUCUCUAUCAGUAGUUCUAAACUGUUCUUUCUAGAGGUCCAGUAAGGAUCAUCUCUUAUUGAUAUAGUGUUUGCUCAAAGAGGGGAAAGGUACUUCCAACCACUGUAUUAGUAAUUCUAGUUUUGUCUGUCUGUUAUUUAGACGUUGGUUCUUGGCUUUGAUAAAGUGGUUUGUUCCGAUCCAGUUGAGCUGUUAUGUAAAUUGCUUGAAUCUGCAUUGGACCAGCGAUAUCAGUUAGCCACGCAGUAUAUCAAGGCUUUCAAUUUGGAUUCCGAAAUGGUAAUGUUGAUGGUGGUGGCAGUGGUGAUAAUGGUAGUGUUGGCGAUGUUGGUGAUGAUGGUGAGGAUGGUGGUGAUGGGAUCGUGGUGAUGGUGAUGGGAUCGUGGCGAUGGUGAUGGUAUGAUGGUGAUGGUAGUGAUAGUAGUAAUGAUGUUGGUUAUGAUGGUAGUGUUGGUGAUGAUGAUGGUGGUCGUGAUGUUGGUGGUGAUGGUAGUGGUGGUGGUGAUAAUGGUGGUGGUGAUGAUAGUGACAAUGUUGGUGGUGAUGAUGGUGAUACGGUGGUGGAUUUUGAUUUCGUAUAUUUUCUCCAUUAUCCAGAUUGCGAAGUUUGUUGCGAAAUCCAUCACAAUGUCUCUGACCGUGUACACCGGAUCAGGUAGGGGCCUAGGGCCGAGUGAUGCAUUCAACCAAACUAAACUACCCUAACUUUUUACAAGAUAUCUCUUCACUUUGUUUCAGCAAUUCAAGAAGAAAAAGUUUUCAUUUUCAACCCAACCUCAAAGGAAGACAUGGACAAUGUGACCAGUCUGACAGAGGACAAACUCGUGCUUGGUGGAUUUUUAUUUGAUGAAGCUUUACUGCUCGCUAAGAAUCGUAAACACAACAAACCGAGCUCAUCUGGUUUGUAUAGUUUCCUUUGAGUAACCAGGAUUUAUUAUCUUUAUUACUUGCAGUAGUUGAAAAACUAUAUAUCAGGAUUUUGUAUUGAACGUUUUCCAAUCCUUUAAGUAACCAGGAUUUACUAUCUUUAUUACUUGCAGUAGUUGAAAAACUAUAUAUCGGGAUUUUGUAUUGAAAGAUUUCCAAUACAAUCACGGCAUCUUUCAAACAAAGAAUACGAGGAAACGUGAUCGCCAUGCGAACAUAGAAACAACUACUUAUUGUUCAAUAUAAUCCCAUUCCUCACUGUAUUCCCAUCUUAUUUCAGCGCUAGCAAUGGAAGUGGAACUGUUGAUCAUUGCACAUCACUGUCAAACUCUAGCUUGUAACACCGAAGGAAUAUCAUCAAUUUUAAAACUGGCUCAACUCUGUACACACGCUCUAGCAGAAGCAAACGAAUAUCAGCAAAUGGUAAGAUAUCUUUAUAUUGAUGCCCUUGCUUGACAUCUAGGAAGAACAGUUUAGAACUGAUAGAGCUAUGCAGUAUAAAUAAAGUUAGUUUACUUUAGGUUUCCAACUGUAGUUACUCUGGAUUAACAAGAGAUAAUCCUUACUGGACCUCUGGGAAGAACAGGUUAGAACUGAUAGAGCUAUGCAGUAUAAAUAAAGUUAGUUUGUUUAGGUUUCCUCCUGUAGUAGCACACUGUACCAACAAGAGAUGAUCCUUACUGGACCUCUGAGGACAGUUUAGAACUGACACAGCUAUCUGAUAGAAAUAAAGUUUGAAUUUUUUCAGGCUCGGCUACUGACGGGGAUUGGAAGAUUUUCGGAAAUGACAUAUAUUUUCCAAGCAUUGAUGGACCAUCAUCAUUUUGAACUGUUGGUCAAGAAAGGUGUUGAUAAUGUAAGUAUUGCUGUUCUGGUGGUUGUCAUGGUAGCAGACUGGCAGUACUUGUGUUGUAUUGUUGUAACACCAUAAGUCAUAACAAAUAUCAUAUGCCAUACCAUACCAUACCAUAUACCAUACCAUGUACCAUGCCAUCUUAACCAACAGUUCAAAUCUAUCAGUAAUUCUAUACUGUCACGUGCUUACCCUCAUUAAAUAAAGUUUUCAUUCAUUUCAAGUUUUCAUACCAUACUAUACCAUACCAUACCAUAUCAUAUAGCUAAUCACAAUUUAUCUUUCCUCUUAAACAUUUUCCCAGGAGAACAAAUUAAAAAUCGCGUUACUCAAAUACUUGGACAAAUAUUACUUAGACGACACAGAAAAACAUCUUUUGGUAGCGUAUCGUUUUAGCAUGCACCGUGAGGUUGCCGUUAGCUUGGAAACAUCCGCUGAUUCACAAGUGUACAAGCUUGUCCAGAAAGGAUUGGGUAAGGUUUAGAGUAGUAAUAUUUUCCUCUAGGGAGAACAGUUUAGAAUUGAUAGAACUAAAGUAAGUUCGUUUAGUUAAGGUUUCCUCCUGUAGUAAGACUAAAUCAUGAUGGAAAGCCUUGCUGGACAUUUGGAAUAGAACUGAUAGAACUAUCCAGUAUAAACAAAGUUAGUUUAGGUGUCUUCUUGCAGUUCUUGUAGCAACACUGGGGCAAUAAUGGAAGGUCGUAGCAGACUUCUAGGAAGAACAGUUUAGAACUGAUCCAGCUAUCCAGUUAGUAUAAACAAAGUUCAGUUUUACAGUGUCGCAUUGGACUCAUUGCUAUAAUCUUCUUUCCACAGGUGCAACGAAUGAAGUGCGCACUCAACUUGUUUCCAUCGCCCAAACGUAUACUUAUGCAAUGGAAAAUUUCAAAGAGGUAAUUAUAGAAGUUGCUAUACAUGUACUACUUGGAACCAUUUACACGUUUCUUAACUGAUUUUAUAGUUGAUAGCCUUACCAUUUCCAAUCUGUUCUCCUUAACAAUGCCUUGUUGAUCCAGUGUUACUACAGGAGGAAACCUAAACUAAACUAACUUUAUUUAUACUGAAUAGCUCUAUCAGUUCUAAACUGUUCUUCCAAGAGGUCCGGUAGGGAUCAUCUUUUAUUGUGCCAGUGUUAUUACAGGAGAAAACCUAAACUAAAUUAGUUUUAUUUAUACUGGAUAGCUCUAUCAGUUCUAAACUGUUCUUCCUAGGGAUCAUCUCUUAUUGAUCCAGUGUUAUCACAGGAGGAAACCAAGCCAUAACAGCCGUACGUCAAUAAAAUCAAACUCUAAACAAGUACAAAAUAUUUGACUUGCCAGGAAGGGUGUCUCCUCCAAGCAUUGGAAUGUGCGAAGAAGCAUCGUCUGGUCGAACUACAAAAAUAUCUUCUACCAACAGGCAUGGUGAUCUUGGACCUAAGCGACAAAUCUCUUGCAGAAUUUUUGGCAAAGUACAACAACUUUUUUGAAGCGUAUAUCGUUGCUGAUGCGUAUAACAAAAGGUCGCUUGACGUUUGGGUCGAGCCGCUGUUCAAUCAUGUUAUUUUAAGAGGAGAUUUUAAAUAUCUUAACGAAAUUUGUAGCGUUUUUCAAAUGUCGAACACCAUUUUGUCUCAGUUGGUUGUAAGGUAAGAAUGUUUGUUUUCUUGUCGUCUUGUUUACUUGUUUUGCAAAACCAAAACUUUUUGUACUGGAUAGCUCGAUCAGUUCUAAACUGUUCUUUCUAGAGGUCCAGUAAGAGUCAUCUCUUAUUUGUCCAGUGUUACUACAGGAGGAAACCUAAACUAACUUUAUUUAUACUGGAUAGCUCGAUCAGUUCUAAACUGUUCUUCCUAGAGGUCCAGUAAGAGUCAUCUCUUAUUGGUCCAGUGUUACUACAGGAGGAAACCUAAACUAACUUUAUUUAUACUGGAUAGCUCUAUCAGUUCUAAACUGUUCUUCCUAGAGGUCCAGUAAGAGUCAUCUCUUAUUGAUUCAGUGUUACUACAGGAGGAAACCUAAACUAAACUAACUUUAUUUAUACUGGAUAGCUCUAUCAGUUCUAAACUGUUCUUCCUAGAGGUCCAGUAAGAGUCAUCUCUUAUUUGUCCAGUGUUACUACAGGAGGAAACCUAAACUAAACUAACUUUAUUUACACUGGAUAGCUUUAUCAGUUCUAAACUGUUCUCCCUAGAGGUCCAGUAAGAAUCAUCUCUUAUUGAUCCAGUGUUACUACAGGAGGAAACCUAAACUAAACGAACUUUAUUUAUACUGGAUAGCUCGAUCAGUUCUAAACUGUUCUCCCUAGAGGUCCAGUAAGAGUCAUCUCUUAUUUGUCCAGUGUUACUACAGGAGAAAACCUAAACUAAACUAUAACUUUAUUUAUACUGGAUAGCUCUAUCAGUUCUACACUGUUCUCCCUAGAGGUCCAGUAAGAAUCAUCUCUUAUCGAUCCAGUGUUACUACAGGAGGAAACCUAAACUAAACUAACUUUAUUUACACUGGAUAGCUCUAUCAGUUCUAAACUGUUCUCCCUAGAGGUCCAGUCAAUGUAAGGGGUAUUUUUUCAAAAUUGAUACUGAAAUAUUUUUCCAUAGGUAUCGUUCGGAAUUGCAGCGUAAUUCAACAGCCAUGGUGAAUAUGAAGAAAGUAAUGCGUUGUGAGAAGGACGUGAUAUGUAGGUAUAAACUCGCAGUUGAACUCGGAUAUAAAGACGAGAUUGAUGCUAUAAGACAGAGCGAGGCUGGGGCACUGGUACGAGACAGCUGUCGGUAA